This is a messenger RNA of Dimorphilus gyrociliatus, 1222 nucleotides long. The record is from the annotation of a GenBank genome assembly. NCBI's taxonomy places the organism in Eukaryota, Metazoa, Annelida, Polychaeta, Dinophilidae.
CAUGUUGGCGAUUCUUUUUCUUGCGAUUCACUUGAUAACUCAUCUAACUGGACAGAUGGGUGUCCAGUCGAAACCGAACGAAGCAACGCUUAUGAAACACUUGUUUAGAGAAUAUGAUCGUCGGGCAAGACCGAAAAAGGAUCCCCUAGCUCCUGUGAAUCUUGCCGUACGAGUUAUAGUCAAUCAGAUAUUAUUGGUUGACGAAAAGAAGCAGAUAAUAGAAACCUACGUAUCUUAUAACAUGACAUGGAAAGAUGACUUUUUAACUUGGAGUCCUGCCAAUUUUUCAAACCUAAAGCGUUUAGUAGUGCCAACCAACAAUUUAUGGGUUCCAAAACUUAUUGUGAUAAACGCCGGAAAAGACGUCAGUACCAACACGAAUGACGAUGGCUUUGCGGCCGAAGUCUACAGUAAUGGAGAAGUGAAAUUAAUACUGGCUACUACAGCCUAUACGACUUGUAUUUUUGACUUGACCCUAUUUCCUUUUGAUAAGCAAAAGUGCGAGUUGAAAUUAGGCAUUUUUGGACACUUUUGCUCUGAGGUGAACAUGUCGAAAUACGAUAACGAACUGAAAUUUUUAUGGUAUACCCCUCAUACGGAAUGGGCAGUUGAGGGGUCGUCGCUGAAGGAGAUGGCCUACAAGGAUGGCGAGGGAUCCUAUUGUACCCUUGAUGGAACAAUUUUUAUAAGAAGAAAAUCUUUAUAUUUGGUCAAUAACGUUCUGAUACCUUGUGUCUUAAUUUCAUUCAUUUCGCUGGCCUCCUUUGGCGUUCCUCCCGAAUCAGGAGAGAAGAUAUCUCUUUCAAUGACAACCCUUCUCAGCUAUUCAGUUUUCCUUUUGGUUCUAAGCGAAAUGUUACCUAGAAAUUCCGACACUGGUCCCAUUCUUACUUAUUACAUAAUAUCCGUUAUGGCCAUAACAGCUAUAUCUCUUCUCUGUUCCGUUCUGGUCGUGCGUCUCCAUUACGGGACAUCGAAGCCUCCGAAGUGGAUAAGGUUGCUGGUAUUAAAUUAUAUAGCAAAAUUAUGUUGUCAGACAACGAAAAAAGUAUCUCCAUCUGCAAAAGUGAACGAAUCUAUGGGAGAAUCGGGGCAAUUUGAGGAAACAUGGUUAAAAAUUGGUCGAACUUUGGAUAGAUUUUUCGCCAUAAUAUUUUUUAUGAUAAUAAUGAUUGUAUCACUAACUUUACUGGUAGUGAUUCCAGCUAUGAAUUCCACUUGA